Diceros bicornis minor is the source of this 4689-nucleotide messenger RNA. RefSeq names its product putative zinc finger protein 487. Lineage: Eukaryota; Metazoa; Chordata; Mammalia; Perissodactyla; Rhinocerotidae. Gene Ontology annotation, biological process: negative regulation of transcription by RNA polymerase II. Gene Ontology annotation, molecular function: DNA-binding transcription repressor activity, RNA polymerase II-specific. The coding region runs from base 1803 to 2879 and encodes 358 amino acids. The record is from RefSeq and is a predicted model, not a curated record. The transcript has 7 exons.
GUCUCGUCCUGGUCUCGCUGUGGAGCCUCGUGUCCGGCGCGGCCGUGAGGGCUGCGAGAGUGCAUGGAGGGUGGAGCGAGGUCGAGGGGAGCCGGUGCGGCCGGGGGCUGCUCCAGGCCGGGGCGCGGUGAAAGGCGGGCCGCCGGCGGAGAGAGCGCAGCCGGACUCCCAGACCCUGGGGCCCCGCUGCCAGCCGCCCGGGUUCGACGCUGGAGGGGCGCGGCGCUGGCCAGUUAGCCGAGCCUCCGAGGCUCUCCCUGAGGGGGCCGAGCUCGGCCCCUCACCGGCUCCUCUGCGCUCCGAAGGACGGCAUUUGUGAAGCGUUGAGCCUAGGGUCUGUGGUUAACGGUUAAGCAGCUGUUGUUUUCACUUGGUAUCUCAUUGCAUUUUCACGGUCAUCUGUGUUGGCAGUUAGGAAAACAGCCUUGGAGAGGUGAAUGAUUUACCCAAGUUCACCUAGCCAGCAGGCAAGGGAGUUGGAUUGAAGGUCACGUGUGUUGUCCAAAUCUCCUGUUGCUGCUAAUAGGACCUUCUCCCCGAAGCCAGCGUAGGGCCCUUCACAGCCCCUAAGUGGCACAGGUGCCUUCCUGGCGACUCUCAGGAGCGCUGUGUUCAGAUCUAUAACCGAGAGUAUGGGCUCCUCCUAACUUCCCAGCCUGUGUGCCCGGUAGCCCUGCGUUGAGCCUAUAGAAGGUCUAGACUGGGGAGCGACCUUCCAGAGAGUCAAAGGGCCCUGUAUGAAGAUUCCAACUAAAUGAUUUUGUCCUCUAGGCCUGAGUUCCAUUUCCCUUGGAACAAAGCAGUCCGUGGAAGAUAAGGGAAGGAACUGCAUGAACCACAGACCCACCUGGAAAAAAACAACCCUGAGACCUGUCACCAGCGCUUCAGAGCAGAAGUGGACGAGACCCCCAAAGGAAAAGAUUCUAGAUUUCUGAGGCCAGGAGCAGUCUUUGAUCCCCUUGCCCUAAAUAAGCAUGUCUUCAGAUGUCACAUCUGAAACCAUCACAGCUUUGUGAUGGUGGAAGGUCAGGACCAGAUUUCAGCAGAGAGGUGUGCUGCCCUGAGCGAGUUUCUGUGAAUUGUUCAACUUCAGCAGUAUUUCCAGUAUUACAUUUGUAGGAAAACAGAUAAACAAUGCACUGUCAGUGUUUCCAGCCACAUCAGUUUAAAGAAAACACCGUUUCUAUAUAAGUAUCCUGUAAUGUAUAAAUUGGUUGUAUUUUAAGUUUCUUUGUGCUUCAGUGAGAAAGAGACAUAAAUUAUUAAUAAAAUCAGUGGCAUGCAUAUCUUUACUUUCAUCCAGUGAAAAAUUGCUUGUCUAGGCUCAACAUGAUCUGGUCAUUGAUAUGUUUCCAUAUUGUUCGAACUCCCCCUCUGUCGAGCAUUUUAGGAAGGUGAAUCCAGGAGCUGCAAGGCAGGCCACAUUCUUCUGACUUCAUUCUUACUUCCUUCUUCCCCAGCUCUACCUUUGCACUUCUCCAUACUUUUCCAAAACCAGCAGAAAAUGAACAGAUCCCAGGGGUCUGUGUCAUUCAAGGAUAUGACUGUGGGUUUCACCCAGGAGGAGUGGCAGCACCUGGACCCUGCUCAGAGGACCUUGUACAGGGAUGUGAUGCUGGAGAACUAAAGCACCUUGUCUCAGUGGAAUAUUGCAUUGCCAAGCCAGAAGUGGUCUUCAAGUUGGAGCAAGGAGAGGAGCCAUGGAUAUUAGAAGAAGAAUCCUCAAGCCAAAGCCACCCUUUUCUUUGUUGAACUUCUGACUGAGUUCAUCCAUUCUUCUCCCAAGAUCAGUGAGCAUCCUUAUGACUCUGUGUUUGAACUCUUUGUCAGGGCUUAUUGGCCCCCACCUGGGCCAUAGACAAAAUGACCUUCCUGGGUGGACCUUGACCGUGGAGAGAUUGACUGGCCCUCCCUGUUGGAAGAGGCAGCUGCCUACAAGUGGAUCACCAGACUCCAGAACCUUUCCCUGUAACCACUCAGCAGGUCUGCAUGAAUUCUGGGAGGUUGAUGACCUGAUGGAGAAGAGCCUGGAAAACCAAGACCAGCAUUUGUGGAAAGUUGAUUUUGUCAACAAUAAAACACUGACUAAGGAGAGAAAUGGUGUAUUAGGAAAAAUAUUUAAUGUGGACACAAACCCUGUUCCAGUGAGAAAAGUACCUGAUAAAUAUGAAUCACAUGUAAUGAAUUUGAAUUAUAUUUCAGAAUUAAUUAUUAGUAAUAGAAACUCCUUUGUAAGGAAGCUUGAUAAAUUUAAUGCAUAUAGGAAAUUGCUUCUCUGUACAAAGUAUGAGAAUUCUCAUGCCAGAGAUAAACCUUUUAAAUAUGAUAGAAAUGGGAAAGCCAUCAGUCAAAGUGAAGACCUAUUUCAACAUCAGGAUAUUCAAACUCAGAAGCAAUAUUUUGAAUAUAAUGAAUGUGGGAAAGCCUUCUGUGAGGAGGAAGCCUUCAUUACCCAUAAGAGAGCAUGCUCAUGGGAGAAGCCCUGUGGAUAUAAUGAACAUAUGAAAACCUUUUCUGAUGAUUCAAACCUUCUUGUCCUUCAGAGAACUCUCACAAGGGAGAACCACUGUGACUUUAAUAACUGUGGGAGGAGGUCUGUUGGUGAGAGGUCAACUCUAAGUAAACACCAUAGAGUUGUCAUGGGGAAGAAAUACUAUGAGUGUGGGAAUAAUUUUGGCAACAAGUCACUCUCCACUAACAUUGAGAGAACUCACAAUGGAGAAACAACCUUUGAAUGUAAUGAGGGAGGGGGAAUAUUCAAGAAACCAAAUCUCUCUCAACAUGAGCAAACAUACACAGAAAAGAAAACUUUUGAAAAUAGUAUGGGAGAUCCUUUUGGCAUAUGUCAGUUCUUCCUAAACAUCAGCAAACAUGCAUAGGAGAAAAACUCUAUGAAUGUAGUGAGUGUGGAAAAACGCUCAGCCACAAGUCAUGUCUCAUAAUGCAUAAUAGGAUACACAGAGGGGAGAAACUUUAUGAAUGUACUGAUUGUGGGAAAACUUUCACAAAUAGGUCAGGCCUCACAGUUCAUCAGAGGUUACACACAGGGCAGAAACCCUAUGAAUGCAUUGACUGUAGAAAAGCCUUUAGAUAUAGGUCAGGCCUCACAGUACAUCAGAGAACACACACAGGGGGGAAACCCUAUGAAUGUAAUGAAUGUGGAAAAAAAUUCUGUGAGAAGUCAAGUCUUCGUGUACAUCAGAGAACACACACAGGGGAGAAACCCUAUGAGUGUAAUGAAUGUGGAAAAACUUUUCUCUACAAUUCAUUCCUGGUGGUACAUCAAAGGAUACACACAGGUGUAAGACCCUAGAAAUGUAAUGAAUGUGGGAAAACCUUCUCCCAAAAGCCAGAUUUUGUUAAUCAUCGGAGAACUCAUACUGGGGAGAAACCCUAUGAAUGUAAUGAAUGUGGGAAAUACUUCUCUGUAAAGUCAAAACUUAGUGUUCAUCAGAGAGCUCACACAGGGGAAAAACCAAAUGAAUGUAGUGAAUGUGGAAAAACCUUCUUCCAGAAGUCAUCUCUCAUAGUACAUCAGAGAAUACACCCAGGGGAGAAACCUUAUAAAUGUAAUGAAUGUGGAAAAACUUUUUCCCAGAAGUCAUCCCUGACAGUACAUCAGAAAACACACAAAGAGGAGAAACCAUUUGAGUGUAUUCAGUGUAGGAAAACAUUUUAUCAGAAAUGUUUAACUCUCAGUAAACAUCAGAGAACUCACACAGGAGAGAAACUUCAUAAAUGUAACGAAUGUGGUAAGACUUUUUAUCACAAGUCAUCCCUCACAGUACACCAGAGAACUCACACAGGGGAGAAACCCUACAAAUGUAAUAAAUGUGGGAAAACCUUCUACCAGAGGUCAUCUCUCACAGCACAUCAGAAAACACACACAAAGCAGAAAUCCUGUGAAUCUACAGAUGUGGGAAAGCCUUUUACCAGAAUUCAGAGUUCACUAAUCAAAGAACUUACACAGAGAAGAAAUUCUUGUCAGUAUCCUGAAAGUCCAGAAGCCUUUUCUUACUUGACUUACUCAGUAUACAUCAGAAGUAGUGAAGAGGAGAAACUUAAUAAAUAUGGAAAAUCUUUUACCCAGAAAUAAAGUGACAUCUCAUUGAGCAGCAGAUGUUUGAUAAUUUGGAACAUCUUAUGAAUAUUUUGAAUAAGUUGUAGCUUUCAAAAUCAUUCAUUCUUGAUCAUAUAUCAGAGGUUUCUUUGACUGGAAAUAUACCAAUUUGGAAAUUGAGAAUAAAAAACUUCCUGUAGCAAUAUUAUAUGAAAACUCUUGUUUCUGAUGUGAUACUAAAAUUGCUAUUGAAAAUAUUCAGUUAUAGACCUGUUCACUGUGCAGUAGGAAUCUAACUUUGAAAAAGCACAAUUAAUUUGAAUAAUCAUAAGUACUACAUUAAACACAAAUGUGAAGAGUUACUGAAUUAUGCUUUAUAAGAGAAAUAUUGCAUGUGUUGGUUUGCUUACUGGAACCUAUCAUAAUCCUAGGUAAAAUAUACUCUUAGCUUAGUAAUUAUUAUAAUGUGUUUAAAGUUUUCUAUACUUAAUAUUUUUCUUUUUCAGCCAUAAGAACAAAAUAUACAUUUUAAAUAAAAUAUCUGUGGAAUGUAAACUGAUGUACUCAUAUCUUUCUUGCUCUGCUUUUAGCAUAUAUAAAUAAGUAUGGGCAUUGUUAUUAAACUAACU